Caenorhabditis elegans is the source of this 1106-nucleotide messenger RNA. It is a transcript of the gene igeg-2, whose product is annotated as Ig-like domain-containing protein. Bases 16 to 810 code for a protein of 264 amino acids. The transcript has 7 exons. The record is from RefSeq and is marked reviewed. NCBI's taxonomy places the organism in Eukaryota, Metazoa, Nematoda, Chromadorea, Rhabditida, Rhabditidae.
AGAAUAUAUCAGAACAUGUCCGGACAAUCUAUAAUUAAUCGCAUUGCUCAAAUUUUUAUAUUCCUUUGUGCAGUAAUACAAGUCACAAAUGCUGGAGAACAUAUUUUAAGAUUACAAGAAGGAACACACACGGGAACCACACUCAUCGGCGUUGAACAAGGGUCUAGUGUACUAAUUAGAUGUGAACAUCCGAACGGAAAAGUUGCAUCAUUACGGUGGCUGCGUGGAGGAUCUCCAAUCAAAUCCGAGUACGUGAAAACUAAAAAAGAUGCAUCGUUCGUUGAGAUCACCAACUAUCUUCCUGACAAAGACAAUGGAGUGUAUGAGUGCUCAGCGCCCGGAAUGUCUGCAUCGUAUAGAUUGAAAGGCGAAAAGAAGCACAUUCUCCCAGAAGGAUUCCGAUAUUGCUAUGGAGAAGAAAUGGCCAGCUGCAAACAUGCUGAUCAAUGCCUUGUGGAGACCUCAACGGGACACUUCAGCUGUCUCUGCGAAGUUGGAUGGACUGGAGCUGCUUGCGAUAUGAUAUCCGAACCACCGGUCAGAGUUGACUCUGUUGUUACUCCACCAGUCUGCGCUUACUGGCCCCCAGUGGUGACGCUUCUCGUGUUCAUCGUUAUUAUCGUACUUUUGGCAUAUUGUCUCUACAAGUUCAAAGUGCGUAAUCCACACCACUACUCCAAGUACUCGACGACAACUAUUAACAACAACAAUACCAUCAGCAAACCUCCAAUGGUCUCUGGAGAGUAUACACCAGUCCAUCAGCAUCCGCCUGGACAGAGGAACGGUGACACAAUAGCCAAUAUGGUCUAAUUUGAAAACUGCCAAUAGAUUUUUUUCUCCCAACUUUUCAUCAUAGUUUAAUCAUUUCAAUUGUUGUGUCAAAACAAAACAAAAACAAGCAAACAGUCAUUUAUUCAAUCAAAUCAAUGCAAUGACAAGACGAUAAGCUUUCUAUGACCCCCAUCAUCCUCAAUUAUUCUGAUCUCAACCUCACUCAUAAUAAUUGCUAUCCUAUUUAAUGUUCUCCCUUUCCUUCUGAAUUUUUAUACAUACAGUUUUUAUGUGUGUUUUGAUUUUACAUAAAUAAAACGUUUAAUACUAAUUUC